This is a messenger RNA of Suillus subaureus, 444 nucleotides long. RefSeq lists its product as uncharacterized. Bases 1 to 444 code for a protein of 147 amino acids. NCBI's taxonomy places the organism in Eukaryota, Fungi, Basidiomycota, Agaricomycetes, Boletales, Suillaceae. The record is from RefSeq and is a predicted model, not a curated record. The transcript is spliced from 3 exons.
AUGCAUUCUUUCAUCCGAAUCGCACCAACAGCUCCUCGGGCGCCCUCUGAAGAAAUCCUGGACGAGGGCAGGAAUGUGAUACUAGCACGAGCUCAAGCUUCAAAAUCGACAUUUACAACCUCCGCAACCACGCCCGUCCUCCUAGAAAACCAACGAACACUUCUCGAAGAAUCGGUCCACGACGUUGCGGUGGAGCACCUCCGCCGCGAAUCUAGGCUUGACAAGCGAAGUUUAUGCAACCGCGAACUGCGUCGCGAAGAUCUGCAAAAGUGGGUGUCGGACUGGCACCAAAAGCUCAAGGCGCGUAUCGAGGCAGUCAUAAAGGACAUUAUAGCUGUUGAGGGUAAAAUCGUGCCCCCCAUCCACCCCCUCGUCAAACCUGAGAAGCUCUCAUCAAUAUCCUCGAGAUCAUGGGUUGACUUGCCUCCUAUGAUGCAGAAUUGA